Molecule: messenger RNA, 5013 nt
Organism: Hypoxylon fragiforme
Lineage: Eukaryota; Fungi; Ascomycota; Sordariomycetes; Xylariales; Hypoxylaceae
Exons: 3
Coding region: 207-4886 (1559 amino acids)
Source: RefSeq, a predicted model, not a curated record
CCGCUUGAAGGGCCAGAUUUCUUUCCUUAAAGAGCACAUAAAGGACGAGGUAGAGUUAAAAGAGAAGUGGAAAAAAAGUAGAGAAAAUAGAAACUGGAGACAGAAGAAAUAUGACGCUUGGCCUUACGCCUUGCUUGAACCCUCACCAUUGUAUGAGAUACACUUGAUUAGUAUAUAUACCUAUCUAUUAGGCAUUACAUGUGAAAAUGGCGCCUCCAGCGCUGCAAUCGUCGGCCAGUGUGUUGAGCACAAGCUCCACAGCCGAGAAGGCGGCGGAUCUGUCCGAGCAAAGGGAAAUCGACGCAAUCUGGAAAGAAGUUAACAGCAAAGUCAUCGAGCUGGCCGGUGGCGACCCCAGCAAAGUCGAGAAGGGCCUCGACAUCAACACCGUGCUCAAGUACAUCGACAACAUACAAGAGUCCGACAAAAAGAAGUCGGAGAAGCUCGGCACCUUCAAACACAUCGUAAGCAGGACAUUACAAUGCAUCAACACCGUAGGCGGAAUAGUCGCUGCCGGCGCCUCGGAGGUUUUCGCUCCGGCAGGUAUGUGUUACAAUGCGCUGACCUUUGUCAUACAAGCCUGGCAGGGCUACGAUGGGAUGUUUGAGAACCUCUCCGAGCUGCUCGAGAAAUGCACCGAGUUCCUCGAGCGCCUCGAGUCCUACGAUGGACGGAUGGACUCCAGGCUCAAGCGCGUGGCGGUCCAGAAUCUCCGGCUAUUCGUCGAGAUAUGUGACCGCACGAUUCGACUGCGCAAGAAGCACACCAGGUUCCUCGCCUUCACGAAGCAGCUGUUCCUGAACGACAAUGGCAUCCAGGACCUUCUCGGCAUGAUGGAACGGCUCAAUGCCAAAGAGUCGCUUCUGGUAAACGCCCAAACGUAUAAGCUAGUGAGUGAUAGCGCCGGAGAUAUCAAAUUGAUACUUGACAGCCAGAGAGAGUCGAAGAAAGAAGACGAAGCGAAGAAGUGGCGCAGGACCAUUGCCAAAGCGUUGGGUUUCCCCGGCACGACUCUUGACGGAGACGGGGAGCCCAUUCCAACUUGGCAAAAAGCUUUCGAUGCUCGCAAGAACACGUUAGUUGAUGAGACUGGCAAGUGGAUUCUAGAAAACAAAGUCUUCUUAGAAUGGACGAAGUCGACCUCCCCGAUGAAACCUGUCGUGGUAUUGGGAGGCAAAAACGGCUCAGGCAAGACAUCUAUGCUAGCCAACACCUUAAGACACCUCAGGAAGAUGAGUCGAGCUGGCCCAACUUCACGUGCUGUUACGGCCUAUUUCUUCAUGGAGGGCGAAAAAAGGAAGCCUGACGGCGAAGAUGCCAACACCACGCUGGAAUUGGUUACGCGGACGCUGCUCUGGCAGAUAGCGACCUCGUAUGAAGCGAUGACCAAGGCGGUCUUCCAAAUCGUUGAGCGAACACCGUACUUCGACGGAUCUCUUGAUCUCUGGCAGCAACUAUUCAUAAAUAACAAGGAGCGCCUGAACCUGGAUACUACCUUCUUCCUAUUCAUUGAUGGCCUGGAUAUGGAUAUUGUGCAGCUGGUUCAGAAGUUAACUUCAGUUCAUGACAACAAGAAAGCUCGCAUUCUUUUGAGCGCCCGGCCGCAGAUGGUCUCAGAUUGGCUCGAUCAAGAAGACGGAGUUUUGUACGACACUAUUCCGAUUUCUGAUUACAAUGGCGAUGACAUUGACAAAUACAUCACGUACCGGAUGGAUAAUAUGCCGAUUCUCAAAGAUCCUCAGCGCACAGGAAUUUCCGAAUGGAGAAAAAGGAUCUUGGAAACGCUGCGGGUCAAGUGUGCCGGCGAUUACUUCAAGCUAAACACCAGUCUCAAUGCCCUAGCCAAGGUCGAUCUCGUGGACGAUAUCAACGAAGUGCUUGCAGAUGCGGAUAAGACUCGGACAGACCAGAUCGAUGCCGAAAUUCGGCGGCUCAACAAUGUGCGUACUCUCAAGGAAAUCCGAGAGAUAAAUGAGAUUAUUAUCUGGAUUGAGACCGGUAGACGCUGGCUCUCUAUCGAGAUGAUGGAGGCCAUUUUAUCCGUGAAGCAUUGGGGCAACCCCGUCGCCCCUGUUCCAACCCAGGAUGUCGCACUCCCAAGGCGUAAGACUGGCUCUCCCCGUCUCGGGAGUUCCCCCCCGAAAGAGACACCACCGGCGUCUCUAACUAUAUCAUUGCUGCCCUUUACUCAAAAGCUAGCGGAUAAGUACCCUAUUUUCACCGUGACAGAUUCGGGGGCCGUGGACUGGCGAUCCCCGGAAAUUAUAGAUCGAAUUCCCUCCAAGGGCUUCGAUCAGGAGGCUAUGUUCAACGCUGCCCUCUCUGGCCCACAGAUUAUCCAGGAGUCCGAGAUCUCCAUCGUUCGUCAUUUUCUUAACAAUGUGUGCCCGCCUGAGCUAUUCCAACGAUUCGAAUUCGAGCAAUUCUUUGACGCGAAGCUUGGCGCCAGACAGAAGGAGUACAUUAGCCUUGACCCCGACAACGCAAGCAUCAAGAUAGUGCGGACCUGUCUGGUCAUUCUCACCGAAGUCGAGCUCAGAAACAAUGAGAAUCUACGCUAUUAUGCCAUGUACUGGCUCCUGGAUCACCUGCAGGAAGUCGACCUCUCGGCUGCCGGCAGAGACUUGAAGGCCCAAGUUGGCCCGCUUCUUAUCAAGCUAUUUACGGAGGAGUGCGGGAUCGACUCCAUGUUCUGGCCAUUCGACAUGAACGUUAGCUUAAAAACUUGGGAUCAAGGCGAGUACACUUACUUGCACGCAACUAGGAUUGAUUGGCUCUACUCUACCGCGGGCGUCAAAGAGAUAUCCAGGUGGUUUCAUGACUCCUCAGUUACCAAGUAUAUAACUAGCGAGCCAGGCGCCUCUAUUGUCGCAGCUGCGAAAUCAUCGUCGGCAAAUCUACACGAAGUAGUGUUUUCAUUCGCAGCGAGAGUUAUGGCCGAUCAUCUAUUCCGCCGUGUAGAAUUCACCCCUCGCCACUUUUGGUGCGCAUGCUGGUUUAUUCGGGGAUACUUAGCACGGCUCGACCCAGAAAAGUCGGCCCAAAUGACAAAUGACCCAGAUCCGUAUUACGUCGAAGGGACACCUGAGCAGGAGCAAUUUGAAAAUAGGAAAUUCAAAUUGGAGGAGAUACGGGAGAUCGAGGCGUGGGCAGCAGAGGUGCUUAAAAAGGCCGAUGAUUCGCCAAUCCAGACUUCGAGUUGGGAAAUCCAUGGAGCGCUUAUCACAUUUCAGCUGUGUGCUUCUGAGGAGGGCGCGCUUGAUAUUUAUCAAGGACGUGCACGGAAGGCGAUUGAGCUUAACCCGAAGAACUGGCAUGCUUGCCAUUUCAUUGCUAAGCAAUCGAACACUAGGAACGAGGAGUCUGUCGAGCUUCUCUCCCGAGCUAAGCAGGCCGUCGACGAGCUGCGGCACGGCAAUAAAGCGUGGAUGAAAGACCACGCGAACACGUCAUUGCUUGCACGUAUCACGCUGGACUUGGGUGACCGUCUAUGGGAUCUCGGCCAGGACUAUCAACUAGCAGCUCGUACCCACCGGGAGAGUCUGAAAUACGACUAUGUCCACUUUGUGAAUUACACUGAUGUCCUUAAUCGGUACCAAAAACGCGAGGCCUGGGCCGAGUUUAUCGCAUUCAUCGAGACGUUGAACGACACCAGCGAGACGUGGGUGGCUUAUUUCGAUGAGCUGGUCAACCAGUUCGUCGUCAAUAUUAUAACUGUCCGCGGUUCCGACAUGUUCGCUCAAGCUGCGAUUGCGACUAAUCGCUGGGACGUGAUCGAGGCCUUUUUCACACUUGCUAUCAACAUCGGGAUCCAGAAAGAGACCCACGAUCUAAUCUUUCUCCUACGAGACAACUUCGCAAAGACUCUGGCGUAUAGUAAUAGCGAAGAAUUUGAGGACAGGGUUAUCGCUAUCCAGGAGACAGCGCUUGAACAUGUUAAACUUCAUCGUACUGAUAGCCUGUCCCGUCCUAUGAUAGACGCCAUGGCGAACUCUCUUGCCCAGACCUAUCUCGACAAAGCAUUCCAACCAAAUGUAUCCCUUGAAAAAGUCGACCAGUACGGAACUCUCAUCGCGAAUCUACUACCGGAUAUUGGUGACUUGGAUAUUAGUAUGAACAACGGUGCAAUAUGUUCCCUUAUACGCUAUCACCACAAACGUCAGAGUAACUCGGACCUAGCGAAAGAGUGUGUACAGAUAAUAGUACGAACGGGACUAGAGCUCCUCUCUGAUGCAGACGAAGAAAACGAUAAUUUUGCCUAUCUGCUACUCGCUAGGCUAUUGACGGUAGUCGGCGAUGUGAAGAACACGCGAAUUACCUGGACCCUCCGUAACAUGGCGCAGUAUGUUGCGCAACUAAAAUGGCAGAAUUGGAUGACCGCUGGCCAGAUCUCCGCCAAUGGAGAGACUAGCGCAAACGGAAACACGAACGGUUCUAUCAACGGGGCUGUAGACGAUAGCAAAGCGAAGCCCAUAUCUCGAUCCACAACGACUGAUACAACCUCCAGUAGCGACGAGCCCGUAAAGCCGGACCCGAUGGUCAUCUGUGACGGCUGCGACAAGGAAUGGACGUUCACAGACGUGCCUCUAUACACGUGCUCUGACUGCCUCGGCCAAGUGCAGCUCUGCAAGGAGUGCUAUGGGCUCCUAACGCGGGGCGAGCUAAAGAAGACAGGGCUCGCGUGCAAGCAGGCACAUGAAAAGGCCUUCAUAGAGGUGCCUAGCUGGGACCCAAGCUUGACGGAGGGCAUGCCAAGAGCGUACGUGCCCCUGCCGGACAGCAAGGAAAAGACGGGGAGAUGGAUAUCGUUGGAUCAGUGGAAGGGGGAAUUGAGGAAGCUGUAUCUUGAUGGGGAAGCUGGAGGAGCAGUAGCCCAAACAUCGUGAUCUUGGACUCUGGCGAGGAGAACAGGCAAGGUACCUUGCCUACUAGGUAAGCUGGUACUAGGUACCUAGGUACACAUUAUGGAUAGAACUUGAAGUACAUAAACUAAGAAACUUCAGAUGUCGCCGU